Messenger RNA from Symbiodinium necroappetens, 2387 nucleotides. Lineage: Eukaryota; Dinophyceae; Suessiales; Symbiodiniaceae. The record is from the annotation of a GenBank genome assembly.
GCGUCAUUCCUACUACAUGGCUUCCCCAUGACACCUUGCAAGACGUCAGUGCCCACCUCGCCACGAUGAACCAGCACAACUUGCUUGUGCUCACGACGGGGCUAGUCACUAUGAUUAGAUACCUCAUGGCGGAGUUAUCCCAAUCGUUGGACAUGGCACAGGUGGUGCUGAAUACGCAGAAUGGGGAGCCGACGGUGGACAUUGAUGCCGAGGAUGAAGAAGACGAGGUUGACUUGAUGCAGAGCUUCUGGGAAACAGGGGGCAAAGACUCUCCGCAGCGAAGGUGGGCUCGGGCACUACUUAGGCUUCACAAAGAACUAGAAUCUCAGCCGAAAGCUCAGAGACGACAAAGUGCCUUGGUGUUGAGAGCCUCUUUGCCUCGGAUUCACCUACACUCGGCGGCGGAGCAGUACCAGACACAGUUCCAGGCCCUCCUAGUGGCCAUUCUUGACGAUUGCCCGGAUACUCAAGGAAUCGCCCCGGUGCCUGAGACCUGGAUUGCAUCCUGGCUCACGGAGCUUCGGCACUUUAUUCCUGAGCUGCAACGGCAACAGCCACCUCAGCUGAUAGAAACACAAACACAACUCAACGUGUCCAUCGACGAGUUGAUCCAGGACGAGGAAGAAGAACGUGCUCGUAAGGUGGCUUUGGAGAAGCAACAAGAUGACGAAGAGGAACAUCGAGCUGCACAGGAACGAUUGCUGGACCAGGAACUGCAACACUUGGCCUCAGAAGCUCAGGAGUAUCGGGAAUGGGAGCAAAUGGUGGAAGCUCAAGGGCUUAAACGGGCCCCAGGGGGUGUGGACAGGGAAUCGAUGAAGCGCCGCUGUGUGGUUACAAUGGAGGUGGCCAGCAGCAGCAGCUCGAGACCGGAUCGUCGGAUACACACCUUUGACUACGAACUUCCUCUAGAUGGUUCCCCUCUCACGCUCACAAUGAGGGCCAUGAUGGAGGAUAACCCGUCGGAAGUUCCUACGGUGGUAGCCCCGCAUACGGAACCGACUGCCGGCACGAACGGUCCGGCCCGACCGGAUGGGGCGCCCUCGCCUCUGGAACAGCAUGAUCAUCCUGCCGAGUCUAGCGAGGCACCGAUUGGUGAAACAGGCGCUCUGGACAGCAUGAUGGUGGCGAAGCACAGUCAGGCGGACAUCCUCGGCCUUAUGGAGUUUGAAGAGUACACAGCGAUCUAUGACCAGUGGCGGCGGGGAGAACUUACACAACAAGAGCUUCUUGCACAGCACGGCCCAGACGUCAUGGAUUUGAUCCUCGCGCAAGAAGCAGUCCAGGAUGCGCUCGAGGGCGAACACUCCGAGAUUGAGCAUGACCCCUAUGAAGCAGCUACGGUGAAACAGGAGCCGGAGAUGCCACGAGAUGCGAGUCCCUCGAGGCCCAGACCCAGGUACGGCAUCUUCGAACAGAUUUAUGAAGAAUGGAGGGAUGGGCGAAUGGCGGACGGAGACGUGAUCACGCAGCACGGCCACUGCUGGUUAUCUCUCUUCCAACAAUGGAAGCUUUGGGGGUUGGAAGCUAUUUGGUCGUUGUUGGACAAGGUGCUAGACAUGGAGCCGAUGCCUGACCCGACAUCAAAGGCGGCCACAGCGGCACGACCUCCGGAGGAAUUGCCCCUACCGCUCAGAGUCCCGCUCUUUGCAGUGCAGAAAUUGUACCAAAGGUGGUCUCAGGGACAAGUCACCUCGGCGUAUGUGCGACGUGAGUAUGGCGAAAUCUGGAUUCGGCUACUGCAUAGGCUCCAGACAGACAGCCCUGACAAGCUCAGACUUGGGUGGAGCACGCUUGUCGACUGGGAUGCUGUUGAGGAUGAGCCUCACUCUGGUGGCACUGGCUCGGGCCCCGCUGAGGGCUCCUGCUUGGAAGGCCCUUUGGGGGAGGAUGAUGGUCCUCCGGGCAUGCGAAAGGGACCAGAAGGCACUUGGGUGAGAUUCACAAUGGCGCAGUUCGAGGAGGUUUACCGUGGCUGGUCGACAGGGCUCAUCACAACGGAGGCCAUCCGGCGCCGACAUGGGGUGGACUGGCUGGCAUUGCUGGUCAUGUGGAAAACCUGGGGCCGUGAAUCGAUCUGGGACUAUCUUCCCCAAGUUCUAGAUGUGUUGCCAGAUACAGUAGCGGCCACUCGUCCAAUCGGGGCUCAUCGACUUCCGCCAGCAGAGUUACAUCUGCCUUUACGUGUACCGUGGUCUACCGUGAAAGAGGUGCUUCGGGAUUGGCAGGAGGGCAGCAUUGCCGAGGCAGAGCUCAAGGAUCGCUAUGGGGCAGAGUGGCUUCGGGUGCUGCAGAAGAUUCGGAGUGAAGGGGUUGCCGCCAACAUGCCUACACUCGACCUGCUGAUCAACUGGGAUGUGCCCGCGGAGAUGUAUGGCCCGAAGUAG